Glarea lozoyensis ATCC 20868 is the source of this 2016-nucleotide messenger RNA. RefSeq lists its product as uncharacterized. The transcript is spliced from 4 exons. The record is from RefSeq and is a predicted model, not a curated record. Lineage: Eukaryota; Fungi; Ascomycota; Leotiomycetes; Helotiales; Helotiaceae. Gene Ontology annotation, biological process: positive regulation of transcription by RNA polymerase II; DNA-templated transcription. Gene Ontology annotation, molecular function: zinc ion binding; DNA-binding transcription factor activity, RNA polymerase II-specific; sequence-specific DNA binding. Bases 1 to 2016 code for a protein of 671 amino acids.
AUGUGCCUUGGUGCGAAUGCAGACUGCAUUGGAUUCAACCCCGGACAAGGAACCGAAAGACCUCGUAGCACAGUCUCUUAUUGGGAAGACCAGGCGGCUCAACUUGACAUUGAGCUGUCACGAUUGAGAUCCGAGCAGACGCCUAAUCGCCUCGACCAAGUGCGUCUGGGUAUCGAGAAGCUCACCACCCGCCUAGCGGCAACCAUUGGCAGUCCUCAGAUGUCAAGUCAUACGAAAAAAGAAGAUAUCGCAAGUCUGUCGUUGAUAUCACCUAAUUUCCUUUGCCCAUGCCCAUCGCCUCUGUUCCGUGAAAAUGCGGCAGCGACUGUUGCAGAACCUCUACAGGACGAACAGCUCCCGAAAAGCAUAAAAAUCUCUGCGAUCCCUCGCCACGUGGUAGAUAUCAUGCUGAACAAUUACUGUGAGAUUUAUCUGAAGCAGUAUCCUGCCGUGGAAAAAACAGAAAUUCAUAGAUCUUGUGAUAUGAUCUACAAUGGUGCAGCUGUUUCACAUUACCAUGUAACGAUUGUUGCUUUGGCUCUCGCAAUCAGUGUAAUAACGCUGAUGCGAUAUGAUGAAGUCCGUGCUAUUGCAAGAGAGAAGGAUCUAUGGGCCACGGCUGUUGAACAUCUUCAAUAUAGUGACAGCAUGAACAGCUGGCAAAGACUUCAGGUACUACAGCUGCUAGUACAUUACAGCUAUAUCAACCCAGCCCUCGUGAAUGGUAAUAAUUGCGCAUCAGCUGCAACUAGGCUUUGCGUCCAGUUUGGGCUUCACCGGGAGCUCCCAGCCUCGGAGCAGGUCAAGUACAAUAGCUCAGUGCUCGAUACUCGACGGCGUCUCUUCUGGCAUUCUUAUAGUAUUGAUGCGGCUGUACACCACAUCCUGUGUCUUCCUUAUGUUUGGCCGGCAGGCGUGAUCACGGCCAAGUACCCCGACUUUGGGAUUAAACAGUCUCCAACUGCCCAAUUUUGGUCUAUCAGGCAAUUAGAGGCGGAAAUCACGAGCAAAAUGUAUUACCCUCAUACCAUUUCCGACAUCCAAACAUCCAAUGAGAAGUUUCAGGAUUGGUUUACGACCAUGCACUCUCGCCUUGACAAAUGGGCCAAUGGGUUACAAUCAGAAACCGCCAACACAAUUGAAUUCCAUGCCAUAAUGUAUCACUUUGCAGUCUUUCGAUUGAAUCGACCUUCACCUCGCUGUCCAGAACCAACACUGGACAUGCGAAAACGAGCUCUGGAUUCAAUCCUGAAACUUGGAAAUGAGUAUGAGCUACAAGCACGUCACGGAAGGAUGUUCUACGUCUUCCAUGCGGCUCACUAUCUUGUUGAACUCGGCAUCAGUCUUCUUGAGUCUGUCAUGAGUGCUUUAGAAUUUUCCGAAUUUGGUCCUACUCAUGUUGAUGGCAUUGAUGUCACUGUUAUCAAACGAACGGUUCACAUUAUCUCAUCGCUUUUACGGAAUAUAAUCAAGCGGUGGCCUGCCAUCCAAAAUCAACUUACUGCUUUCGAUAAUGCAUCUGGCCCUGUUUUAUCUGAUCUCGAAGAGUGGGUAAACGGUAACAGAUUGACUAGGUCGCAAUAUACCGCGAAGAGACAGCAGUUCUCACAGUUUCUCCUUCCUCGUAUUUUACAAACCCGCCCAGACGUGGACUAUAAUGCGCAAAAUCCUUUGACGCCGAACGCAAAUGACAAAUUUCUGCUAAUACCGACAAGUUUGACCGUGGACCAAGAAUCAAGUGUAGAACACCAACCUGCGAAUCAGCUCAUUCCCAGCAUUAUCUAUACACUCAACCAACCGACAGAACAGACUUUCAGCUUUAACCCUACCGACAACAAUCCUCUGAACAUGGCCUUGAACUCGAAUCAGUUCUCCCUUUUUGCAACAGAUCAAUCGCAAGAAGUGCCUAAUCUCGGAGUGGUUACAGGGGACGAGUCAUUAUACAAUGGAGUCUUGGGAAUAGAUUCUGACCUGAUUUUUGCAGCGCUUCUUGGAGGGCAAGAAACAAUGUUAUAA